CCAUGUCAAACAUCUUUGCCAGAGCCACAUGUCUUGAUAGGAAAAGCUAUUAAUAGUAGCAGGCAUGACAACAGCCAGCCUGCAAGCCAUCAGCUGUUCAAGUGAAACGCAUCAGAGGUGUGGAUUGCCGUCCACAUGCUCUUGUUUGUCGCGUCUGCGGCUCGGGUUGCCACAAGUGUACAACGCACAUGCAAAGAUAAAUAGUUUCAGAUAGACCUCUGAUGCUCUUGGGGAGUGGAAAUUUACCAUCGCUCGGGUAAUCCCCUGCUCCAAAGCUGUGACCAAUCUGCUGAUGGUUUUUAAUUGUCUUAGUCUGUGGGAGGGUCGGGGUGUCACCUCGGCUUACAUUGAGCCUGAGAGAUUGGGGCUGUGUGGUCAGAGGUAUGGUGUCUACUGAGAGAACAACAUAGACCAAUCGGACUCAGCCAUGAAGGAAAUCAUGGCCCAGAAAGAAAAACUCCAGUGUCUAAAGGACUUCCACAAAGAUAUUCUGAAACCGUCUCCAGGAAAGAGCCCAGGUACGAGGCCAGAGGAUGAAGCAGAGGGAAAACACCCCCAGAGAGAAAAAUGGGCUAGCAAGCUUGACUUUCUUCUGUCAGUCGCCGGGGGCUUCGUUGGUUUAGGCAACGUUUGGCGUUUCCCAUACCUCUGCUACAAGAAUGGCGGAGGUGCUUUUCUCAUCCCUUACUUCAUUUUCCUGUUCGGUGGAGGUCUGCCUGUGUUCUUCCUGGAGGUGGCACUCGGCCAGUUCACCUCUGAGGGAGGUAUCACUUGUUGGGAGAAACUUUGCCCCAUUUUUACAGGCAUCGGCUAUGCGUCCAUCGUUAUCGUCUCUCUGCUGAACAUCUACUAUAUCGUAAUCCUGGCCUGGGGUUUGUACUACCUGUUCCAGUGCUUUCAACCAGAGCUCCCCUGGGCUAGCUGCAACAACAAAUGGAACACGGCAAAUUGUGUGGAGGACACCCUCCGCAAGAACAAAACACUCUGGGCUGCAGCGAACGCCACUAACUUCACUUCCCCAGUCACUGAGUUCUGGGAACGAAAUGUCCUCAGCAUCUCGGAUGGUAUCGAGGAUGUGGGUCACAUUAAAUGGGACCUAGCCCUUUGUCUCCUUGCUAUGUGGGUCAUCUGCUUCUUCUGCAUCUGGAAAGGUGUGAAGUCCACUGGGAAGGUUGUGUACGUCACAGCAACAUUCCCAUUCAUCAUGCUAAUCGUCUUACUAGUACGGGGUGUCACUCUUCCUGGGGCAGCUGAGGGCAUCAAAUUCUAUCUGUACCCAAAUGUGACUCGCCUUGGAGACCCAGAGGUGUGGAUUGAUGCGGGAACGCAGAUAUUCUUUUCUUACGCCAUCUGUCUUGGAGCCAUGACGUCUUUGGGAAGCUACAACAAAUACAAAUACAACUGUUACAGGGACUGUUUGCUGCUGGGAGGCCUGAACAGCGCUACCAGUUUUGUGUCUGGCUUCGCAAUAUUUUCCGUCCUGGGCUUCAUGGCACAAGAGCAAGGGGUGGACAUAGCCGAUGUGGCAGAGUCAGGUCCUGGCUUGGCCUUCAUUGCUUACCCUAAAGCCGUCACUAUGAUGCCACUGCCUACGUUUUGGGCUGUUCUUUUCUUCAUCAUGCUUCUGCUGUUGGGCCUCGACAGUCAGUUUGUCGAAGUGGAAGGGCAGAUCACAUCCCUAGUGGAUCUGUAUCCAUCCUUCCUACGGAAGGGAUAUCGGCGUGAAAUUUUCAUAGCUAUAAUUUGUUUCAUGAGCUACCUCUUGGGACUUACAAUGGUCACCAAGGGUGGCAUGUAUGUGUUUCAACUCUUUGACUACUAUGCAGCCAGUGGCGUGUGCCUUUUAUGGGUUGCAUUCUUUGAAUGUAUUGCUGUAGCCUGGGUUUAUGGCGCUGAUAAUUUCUAUGAUGCGAUUGAAGAGAUGAUUGGUUACAGACCAAAUCCCUGGAUGAAGUGGAGCUGGACUAUAGUCACACCUUUUCUGUGUGUGGGAUGCUUUGUCUUCUCAUUGGUCAAAUAUACGCCAUUGAGGUACAACAAAGUCUACGAGUACCCAGAUUGGUCCAUUGGAGUUGGCUGGACCCUCGCUCUUGCGUCCAUGAUCUGCAUACCAAUGGUGGUUGUGAUAAAAAUCAUUCAAUCAGAUGGGCCCCUCAUAGAGAGGAUCAAAGCCGUGGCGGCACCCGUGAGGGGAGGGGCCAGUUCUUGCCCCCAAGACUACCGACCCAAAAGCAACGAGCUGUCGCAGCCCCUGGACCCCAACUGGAACGGAAGUUUGACGAAGCCCACCCACACCAUCGUAGAAACUAUGAUGUGAAAGCUCUCUGUGAGAGGAAUCAAAUGACCUGCUUUUCCAUUAUAUAUACAGUAUAUAUGUGAUUCUAUAUAUACAUAUAUUAAAAAUAUACUCUGUAACUUUUGACAUAGUCGUAGGACCAGGUUUACAUUGCUACGCAUCUGCACUAGGAGUCCUUGUUGUUGUUGUUGUUUUCUACAGAGAAAGUUACAUUUUUUUCUGUCUGUAUUUUUAAUAUUUUUAUCAAAUUACUAUUAUUAUAUUACUGUUAUUGUCGCUGUUAUUAGAGAGAGAAGGUAUCACAUACAACAGUAUCUAAAUUAGAACCACGACUGUUCUAUUUUUGUACAUUUUAUCUUGUACAUGUUUGAAUUGAAGUGAGCAGUGCUUAUUUUUAAAGUAAAAUUAUGGGAAAAAAACCCACAAAGGGCUGCUUAAACAGUGAAAGAGUAAUCAUGAAUCGUGUCUGACAAGUAAAAUUGGUGUACUCAGAAAAAAAACAAAAAAAUCCACCUGUUCACCCACGGUGAACUGCUCAUCAUUUUAGGUACAAAUUAUAUUCCUCAUCAGUAUUUUUGUCUUGUUUUCCGGUAAAAAAAAAAAUAUCUAAAUGUCCUUUAAGGAAUAUUUUGGAUUCAAUACAAGUUAAGCUCAAUUUGACAGCAUUUGUGGCAUAAUACUGAUUACCCAAAAAAUUAUUUUGAGUUGUUUUCAAUAAGAAAAAGCAAGAUUGAGGUUACAGUGAGGCACUAACAAUGGAAGUGAAUGGGGCCAAUCCGUAAACAUUAAAAUACUUACUGUUUCAAAAAUAUAGCCACAAGACAUAAUCAAUAUACAUGUUAACAUCAUUUUAGUGUGAUAAAAUUGCUUACUAACUUAUAUUUUACAAUUUCCUUGCGAUUACGACAUAACACCAUAAAAACUGUUGUCCCGCAAAAAUUACGAUUUAAAGAACUUUACAUUUCAAAUAAUACACACAGAAGAAUUAAUAUACUGUAAGUGCUUUUAUAAAAUUGUAAGUUUCAAAUUUUUUGCCUUUAAACCAUCCAAAAAUUGGCCCCAUUCACUUCCAUUGUAAGUGUCUCGCUGUAACCUCAAUCUUGCUUUUUUUAUUGAAAAGGAAGGACAAGUCGGUAAUCAGCAAGUCGGUAAUUAUGCCACAAAUGCUGUCGAUUGAGCUUAAAUAAAUGUCCUUCCCUUUACGAAAAUUGGUUACGAUAAUAACCCCCUUUGGCAUAUUGUUUUUUUUUUGUUUUGUUUUUGUUUUAAACAUCAAACCUCUAUGAUGUAGAUUUAUGUCUACAAAAAGAAAACACGUCUUAAUAUUAGUCUUGGGAUCGAUUCGUUUGUUUUCUACAAAGGCACGCACACACCGCCAACGCUCUGCACCACAGAGUGCAAAUCGCAUAGUUUUCCAUUAAAUUCGACCCAAAUCAUUAUCAAAGGACAAAGAUUAUUUACUCUAGUAUUACUGGAAGAUAUAUUGUGUUUAAGUAUCUUUCAUAGAGACUGCACAGUGUAUUUUCAGUAACAAGUAUGUCUUUUGGUGGUUUGCCAGCUUGAAUGAAAGAUCUGUUCAUGGCUGCAUACAGAGAAAUUGCAUAAUAAACGUUGCGCAGUUACACCAGUUUCACUAACCUGCAAACUCACGUCACAUUGUUCAUUCUUGAAGAAGUACAAAAAACCUUUGUAAGUGUGUGUGUUUGUGUGUGUGUAUGUGUAUGAUCAUGACCAUUACGGGAUUCAGUAAAUGGUAUAUCGCCCUCUUGUGGUCUCCCAACGCUAUUACACUAGACUGUUAAACAGAGGCCAACUGAGUGAAUUGGAAAGCAUGCAAAUUGGGCUUCUAAUUUAUUUAUCGGCUAAUUUGAAUAUAUCGAUGCCACAAAUAUAUAUCGAUAAAAUAACAUGCCGAUCAAUAACCGAUAUAUUGAUAUUUCAUGACAUCCCUACUUAAUAUCAAAGUAAAAUGAUCUUGUUUUAAGGAUUUUUUUUACUGGAAAAUGACAAGAAUACUGAUUAGGAUUUAUAUAUAUAUAUAUAUAUAUUUUUUUUUUUUUUUUUUUUUUUUGUAGUGUUAUGCAUUAUUGUAGAUCUUCAAUGUUAUGAAGCUAAGUGUGUCCUAACAAAUCGUUUAGACUGGAGUUUGUGCUUUCUGGAAGAAUCGGGCUGGUUAGCCCUGCUUGUUUUCAGAGUAAUGUUUAAGCACUAUACCACUAGCACAAAGGACACUACAUUCUCCACUAUGGUGCAAAGUUCAUGUACAUGAAGUCUAACUGUUUUGUAAGUGUUCUUAUCUGAUGGUGCAUAACCUCGGAAAUGCAUGUCACACUAAUUCUUAGCAGUCUUUUCCACUAUUGAACAUGGAGAAGUCUAGGAUCUUGCAUUACUAAAUACUAUUACUAAAGACGCUAGUUAGGCUGCCUUUGCAACGUACCACAUUCAAUCAGUAAUAUCACGUCACAUGAUUUAUAAACAUCAAGCACGUUCUUAUUUAGGGUUGUUGGAAUGUGAAGCUGUCCUGCAAGAUUUUCACAUAGAUUCAGGGGUAGUUUUUGUUUUUGUAUAUCAAAUCUAAGCUGUUUAUUUUUGUUUCCAAUCACAUUUGCCUUUCGUAUUAAAAAAAGUCACUGUAUUUGACUGUUUUGUUCAACAAAUACCAAUAGAGCACAUCUACAACUGUUAAUCAAAACUAAAAUCACACAAAAAAGAGCUUGCUGCAAACUGUAAUGUGCAAUAUUUUUUAGAAUGAUAUGCAUUGUAACUGUCUUCAGAGGUCUUUCAAAACGUCGGUACUUGGAAUUGUUGAAUUACUUAUGAUUUGAGGGCAAGGGUGUAUGCACAACAUAGCGUUGUAUAAUGUCAAAAUCAAUGAACAGGGGCCAAUUUAAGCUACCAUAUAUGGUAUGCUGUAACAACACCAAAAAACUCAAUGCAGUUCUACUUUCUACUUUGUGACAAUUUAUAUAAUUUCAUUUUUUAAAUGAGAAAGUACAUGUUCAAUCCAUUUAUAUGCAUUACAUUUAUUGGCUGCAGUAUUAUUUUUCGAAGUUAAACAGAACUGCAGCCAAUCACAAAGGGAGAUGUUCAAUUAAUUUCAAAGGUUUCUACCUUGGUACCAUAGUUAUGCUUCACUGAAGAAGUGUAACUGCAAUUUAAAGCUGAAGUGUGCAAUUUACAAAAAAAAGUUAAAAAGUUAUUUUUCCUACACCAGCUAAGUCCAUUUAGGUUGAUUUCCUUCAAAAUGCGCUAUCAUAGCAUUGCUCAGUUUGUUGAGUGUCCCAACCAUCCCGGCAUAAUAAUAUUGGCCCAACCAAUGGAGUGAGUUUGGGGCAGGACUUUUUGUUUGUUCGAACAUUGGAAGAUAGGGGUAGUCUUUGGGAAACCUGAUUGAAAACAGUCUUUUGCAAUUCCGUUUAGUGAUGCUAGAGGUGCAGAAAUGACACACUUCAGCUUUUAAACAAAAUUUCAAAUGGUAAUGCAAUACAAAUGUUGAAAGAGGCACAUUUUUUAGCAAUAAAGAGAUUGAUGUCCAGUCUCUGGUUUCUAAUACGAGCGUAACAGAGACUUUGACUGAUUUUCCUCUAUUGCACGU
This is a messenger RNA of Myxocyprinus asiaticus (Chinese sucker), 5891 nucleotides long. RefSeq names its product sodium- and chloride-dependent taurine transporter-like. NCBI's taxonomy places the organism in Eukaryota, Metazoa, Chordata, Actinopteri, Cypriniformes, Catostomidae. The transcript is spliced from 14 exons. The coding region runs from base 428 to 2317 and encodes 629 amino acids. Gene Ontology annotation, molecular function: taurine:sodium symporter activity. Gene Ontology annotation, biological process: taurine transmembrane transport; neurotransmitter transport; sodium ion transmembrane transport. The record is from RefSeq and is a predicted model, not a curated record. Gene Ontology annotation, cellular component: plasma membrane.